ACUCGUUUUAGUUUACAAACAAACGUGAAGCCUCAGACGAGUAAUGAGUCGGAGGAGUGACUUGAUGUUUGUGUAAGAGAAGUGAUAUGUUCUAAGAAAAAUCGUAAACUUAUCAUCAGAACGUUCACACUUGAAAUGAAGAUGGCAUCACUAAAACACAAAAGUUCUGUUCAUUGUGCUACUGUCAUCAAACAAGAGCCAGUUGAGGCCGACCCACUUGCAUCCCCAAAGCAAGAGAUGGAGUACGUAUCUGUUAAGGAAGAAACUCCAGAGUGGGAGGUGCCGGAUGGCCACAAUAGUAUGCAGGAUCCACUAAGCAUUGUUAAAGAGGAAUGUUCAGAAGAUUUUCUCGGCCCUAGCACUCACAGUAUUGUGGAGGAGGAGGAGGAGGAGGAGGACGACGACGACGAUGAGAAAGACGAGGAUGCAGUGUGUGAGGAUGACUUUGAGGAGCUGAAACAUGAAGUAGAGUCAAGUGGCAGUGAACCAGAAAGUGCUAUUCCUGUUGGUGUGGAGGACGACAAGACUGACAGUGAUGGCAGAAGUUUGACUGCCUGCAUUCCGCCGGCUUCAGGAACAGACAACAGGAUACAGUGUACCAACAGUCAGGAAGCAUUCAAUGGGAAUAAAAUUGGUAUAAGACAUUUGGGGCACAGAUGUUGCAUCUGCAAAACAACGUUUGCACAAUUGCAGGAACUGAAGGAGCACACACACUUGAACCGAUGUGAGCUUCAGCAUUCGUGCAGCGUGUGUCACAAGAUAUUCACAAACAGUACUGAUUUGAAGGGGCACUUCAGAGUGCACACUGGUGCACACCAAUACAGCUGUGGCGUUUGCAACAAGACAUUUGCACAACGUUGUACCCUGAAGCAGCAUUCGCGGUUGCACACUGGCGAACGCCCAUACAACUGUAAGUUUUGCAGCAAGACAUUCAUACGAAAUACAGGUCUGAAGCAGCAUUUGCGGGUGCACACUGGCGAACGGCCCUACAACUGUGGCGUUUGCAACAAGACAUUCACACAAAGUUAUACACUGACGCAGCAUUUACGGUUGCACACUGGCGAGCGUCCCUACAGCUGUAGGGUCUGCAAAAAGACAUUCACACGAAGUAGUACACUGAAAGAGCAUUCGCUGUUGCACACACUGGCGAACAUACCUACAGAUGUGGCGUCAUUCAUCUCCAAAAAUAGUCUGAAGAAGCAUUCGCGGCUGCACACUGGUCGUACAUCUGAGGUGUUGGUAACAAGACAUUUGGACGAAGUGGGGAACUGAAGCAGCCCAUCUGCACUUUACCAGUAUCCUUCGCAAUUUUCUGUUCCCUCUUCUAGCGGUGUGCUGCAGUGCUUUGGCACAUGGUUUUCAUUACAUGAUAGAAUUGCAGAUUUGUGUAUGCAACGACUGAAAACAAUAAUUACCUGACUUUGGGUUUUUCCAUUUUCUUUCUUUUUGCUCUGGUGGAAAAAUUUGCUGUCAGAUUAUCUGACAUUUGACCAUCAUUUCCAUCAAAAAUCGCAGUAGCAUUUAUUGGGUGCAAGAUGACAUUAUCAUUGCAAUUAAUUUGUUACUGAAAUUGUGCAUGAUGUUAAAAAAUAAGAGCGAUGGUGGCAUUUUGUAGAAAUCUUGUGCUUUUUAUUUUAGGUGAUAAGGUAUUGAGUAUUAAAAAAAGUUAGGAAUCUGUGCUACUGCACAUUUUGCUGAAAAAGAUUUCAUUGUUUAUCAGUAUGAUUGAUUCCCCUUUAAUUUCCACAGUGAUAAACUACUGGUGCAUAUUUGUUUUGACUGUUCUGUAAUAUUAAACAUUACAUGCAUUUUAUACUCAUACAGGCUAAUAUCUUAGUAAGAUAUAAACAAAGGAGUCACUAUGUGUACACAUGCAUACAUGCACAAAUGCGCUUACUCAUAUGUGAGUGUGUGUGUCAGUGUGUGAGCGCUCAAAGAUUACCAUUAAAACUCAUUUCUGUUAACAUCACCAUCUAUUACUAUGUAA
This is a messenger RNA of Schistocerca piceifrons (Central American locust), 1987 nucleotides long. Its product is annotated as zinc finger protein interacting with ribonucleoprotein K-like. The record is from RefSeq and is a predicted model, not a curated record. The transcript is spliced from 7 exons. Gene Ontology annotation, cellular component: nucleus. NCBI's taxonomy places the organism in Eukaryota, Metazoa, Arthropoda, Insecta, Orthoptera, Acrididae. Bases 136 to 1272 code for a protein of 378 amino acids. Gene Ontology annotation, molecular function: RNA polymerase II cis-regulatory region sequence-specific DNA binding; DNA-binding transcription factor activity. Gene Ontology annotation, biological process: regulation of transcription by RNA polymerase II.